AUGCAAGUCUCUUGUGAGUGGAUUAUAUCAGCAACAAGUAACAGCAUCCAUAUCGUUGGUGUCAUAUCAAGCUUUAUCCCAUCAUCUGGUUCUUCUCGUUAUCGGCAAUUCGGUGGGCAUCCUGAAAUGGAGGUUUCUUAUCGAUUGAUCACAUCAGCAACAAGGAACAACUUGUAUAUCUUUGGUAUCAGCAAGCUUUCUGUCUCUUGGUGGUUCUGGUUAUUGGCGAUUCCUUUGAUGGAUCUCUACAACUAUACGUGUCUUAUGGAUGGAUAA
This is a messenger RNA of Lichtheimia ornata, 276 nucleotides long. RefSeq lists its product as uncharacterized. The transcript has a single exon. The coding region runs from base 1 to 276 and encodes 91 amino acids. NCBI's taxonomy places the organism in Eukaryota, Fungi, Mucoromycota, Mucoromycetes, Mucorales, Lichtheimiaceae. The record is from RefSeq and is a predicted model, not a curated record.